AUGAGCCAAGCUCCAGGCCCGGGCUUUGAGAGCACUUGCACGGCCGUUCAUUCCAGGAUCGCAGCGGCCAUCGCGAGCACAGUUCGGGACAGCUACGGGCCCGUCGGCCUCGACCAGCUCGUCUCCAACGACGCCGGGCAGUCCUUCGUGACAACGAGCCCACACAUCAUCUUAGAGUGCCUCCCCGCCCGGCAUGGCGCCGCGCAGGCCCUCCGCGAGGCGGCGCUCCGGCACGCCCACACCCAGGGCGACGGCGCGGGCGCCUUCCUUCUCGCCACCGCCGCAGCCAUACGUCAGGUCAGGAACAGCGUGUCGUCGCCAAACGCGACGCUGGAGCGCCAGCGCCUGCUCGAAACGCUCCGCUCCCUGCACUCCCUCCCUUCGAUAGCAGCGGCGCUCGAGGCGGCCGUCGUGGCCCCCGCGUGCCGCGAUGUCCCGGCAGGAGACACCACCGCAGCUGUGCGCGCGCUCGUUCACACGCAGCUCGCAGGACACCUCGGCAAAGCCCUCUCCGCGCACCUGGCGGCGCUCAUCGGCGUCGUCGUCGGCGCCAUGGCGUCGCGGGACGCUGCGGGGGCGCGCACCGCGAUCCGCGCCGCCGCGGCGACGCCACCGAUGGCCGUGGUCGGCGGCGGAACGCUCCUGCAGUCGUCGGUCGCGGAGGGCGUCGUCGCGGAGGCGACGCUGAGGCUGCCUGCGAUGCCGAUGCGGGUGGCGCCCGCGCGGGUCGUGCCGAUCGCGGACGGGCUUGACAGCAGUCUGACCGACAGCCGGGGGGGGGUGAAAGGGGCUGUGCGGGUCGAGGACGAGGCCGGCGUCGCUGCUGCGCAGCGCUGGCAGCGCGAGCAGGUUGAACGCAAGGUCGCGGCGCUGGCACGGAACCGUGUGGACGUCGUGUUGUGCGCACAACCAAUCAGCGACAUCGCGGCGCAAGCGUGCCUCGCGGCAGGGAUCGCCGUGUACGACGCGUUGGACGACGCGGACGUGCAGCGCGUGGCGGCCGCUGCCGGCGUCCUGCCGGUGUCCGUGGCCACGCGAGCUGCGUUGGAGAGCUUCGCGCCCUUCACGGCGUCCGCUGUCGAGCAGCUCCAGGCGGGCCGCACACGCCUCGUGCGCGUCACCCUCGGGCGCGGCGAGCGCACGCUGCUGCUUCGCGGCCCCUCCGACGCAUCCUGCAAGCUCUACGCCUCGCACCUCGCGGGGAACGCCGGGCGCACGCUCGCGGCGCCUCUCGCGGACCCGCACACGGCCAGCGACACGCCAGCGCAACUGGGCGUCGUCGUCCCGGCCGCCGCGGUCCGGACAGUGUGCUGCUGCUUCUGCCACGCGCUGGAAGACCGGCACGGCGCGCCUGCGCGCUUCGAUGCGGAGUCCUGGGCGCCCGUUCUACGGAACCCAGUCGCGUACGGCGUGGUGGAGGGGGGGGGUUGUUUGAUCGUGCGCGUCGACGGCGUGCUGCCGUGCAAGGUCGUGCUGCGGUCGAUCGUCCGCGCGGGGGGGGGCGACGCGGGGGUGCGAAAGGGGGGUGUUGACGGCGACGGCGACGGCGACGGCGACGGCGACGGCGAAUAG
Molecule: messenger RNA, 1572 nt
Organism: Pedinophyceae sp. YPF-701
Lineage: Eukaryota; Viridiplantae; Chlorophyta; Pedinophyceae
Source: the annotation of a GenBank genome assembly